UGACAGGGCUGUCAGGGUCAGAUGGCUGCUCAGCCUGAUUACGCUGUAGAUCCUGCUGCUGCCAACGGACUCCAGAGUGCAGUGCAUCUCGCUUCGGGAGCUGAGAGCUUCAGGUGGCUGCAGACGAUCAGACUAUCCUAGCAGGUGUUGGAGUGAAGUCUCUAUUUGGAGAUGACACGGCAAAUCUAAGCGAGCUCCCAGUUGAUGGCGUUUGUUCGACAAAGUGGUGACUACUGCCACGCCCAACACUAAUAGACCCAAUCGAUGAUGUUUUUGUACCACGCAGUCUUGGGACCCUGAAUCCUAAACAAACACUCACACCGCGCCUGAUGGGGUAAAAAGUGGAGCUCCAACAUAUGAAACUAAGCCCAGAAGGAUCGCAAGUCCAUCUCCUGCAGAACAUCAAGGGUUGAAGACAAGAACUGUGUGAUAGGCAAACACAGAACUGACACUCCUGGACGACGGAAUACAUACAACUGAUGGGGUAAAACACUGUUUAAGACAACAAAACCGCAAAAUUUGUCAGCGCUACGAACAUUUCUAUCCAUCAAGUUUUUAUUAGAAGACUUCACAACCGAGUGUACGACUGAAACUAAAGGUCAGAAGUCUUUGUGUGACAAAAGCUACAUUGUUCAUCAUGAAUCGUCCUGCUCCUGUGGAACUGAGCCACAAGAACAUGAGAUUUCUCAUUACCCACAAUCCAACAGACAGCACACUCAGCUCCUUUAUUGAGGACCUGAAGCGAUAUGGGGCUACAACAGUGGUCCGAGUGUGUGACAUCACGUACGACAAAACACCACUGGAGAAAGAUGGCAUUACAGUGGUGGAUUGGCCUUUUGAUGAUGGAGCUCCGCCGCCGAGUAAGCUCGUUGACGAUUGGUUGAGUCUGCUGAAGAAGAAAUUUCAGGAAGAUCCAGGAUGCUGUGUGGCAGUUCACUGCGUAGCAGGCCUCGGAAGGGCUCCUGUGCUGGUUGCGCUGGCUUUGAUAGAGAGUGGGAUGAAGUAUGAAGACGCUAUUCAGCUGAUCCGACAGAAGCGGCGUGGCGCCAUCAACAGUAAGCAACUAACUUACCUGGAGAAAUAUCGGUCGAAGCAGCGACUGCGCUUCAAAGACUCUCACACACCAAAGAACAAGUGUUGCACGAUGUGAACACACGCAAGCACAGAGACAAUCGAAACAUUGGGGACACUCCAAAAGAAGAUCGCUCUCAGGAAUACAUCCAUACAAGGCUUUUAGCACCUUCACACAUAAUCAGGCCUACCAUGUGUAAAUACUGUAGGCCUUAGCAGCCCCCAAGAAAUUCAUGAAUGCUUUUUUUUCUAGACUUCUUUCACUUUUCCCCGUUUGUAAAAACUUUGGGUCUUUAAACGAGUAUUAUACUUUGCUCCAGUAGAUAGAACAGGGAUGAGAGAAUGGAAAAAAAAAAGUCUGCUUGUUGAGGCUUUAUGAAGUUGCUUAGUAACAAACGGGACAGUUCAUUGGAGAAAGGCAGGUUCAUCUCACAGCAUGUGACCAAAAAUGUUAAUUUUGAACUCAAUUAUGUAAGGGCUGUAUUGUCCUACAGAAUAUAUUACAUCUGGUUAUAUUUUACAUAUAAUAGCAUAAUUUAUUGACAGUUUAAUUCUGUUCAGACAGUUUCACAGUUGCCCAAAUUUCGCCAACUUUUAAAAACAAAGGCUGAUGGUGUCCUAUUAUAUUCUGAUAUUUAUUGCAUGAAACUUUGUCAAUGCUACACAUGGUCCCCGCAAAGCCUUCUCUUUUGGUUUUCACAGCCAAUGUUUUCUUUAAAAAAUAUGUGUUUACAUUUCAGAAUGGGUCAGCACGGUGGAACAUGGGGUUAGUAUAUGUGCCUCACAAUACGAAGAUCCUGGGUUCGAUCUCUUUCUGUGUGGAGUUUGCAUGUUCCCCCCGUGACUGCGUGGGUUCCCUCCGGGUACUCCGGCUUCCUCCCACCUCCAAAGACAUGCACCUGGGGAUAGGUUGAUUGGCAACACUAAAUUGGCCCUAGUGUGUGAAUGUGAGUGUGAAUGUUGUCUGUCUAUCUGUGUUGGCCCUGUGAUGAGGUGGCGACUUGUCCAGGGUGUACCCCGCCUUCCGCCCGAAUGCAGCUGAGAUAGGCUCCAGCACCCCCCGUGACCCCGAAAGGGACAAGCGGUAGAAAAUGGAUGGAUGGAUGGAUGGAUGGCAUUUCAGAAUGUACAUUUUGUUCUCAAAUGAUUUGUGGUAUAGGAAAAAUUUGGGAUAAGCAAUAACCAUACAUUGUAUAUUAUAAAUAUAAGAUGUGGCCUAAAUGUAAAUAUAAAGUAAUAUAUGUGGCGCCAUUGUCUCGUGUGUCGUUC
Molecule: messenger RNA, 2340 nt
Organism: Entelurus aequoreus (snake pipefish)
Lineage: Eukaryota; Metazoa; Chordata; Actinopteri; Syngnathiformes; Syngnathidae
Product: protein tyrosine phosphatase type IVA 3
Exons: 7
Coding region: 638-1150 (170 amino acids)
Biological process (GO): protein dephosphorylation
Cellular component (GO): nucleus
Molecular function (GO): protein tyrosine phosphatase activity
Source: RefSeq, a predicted model, not a curated record